AUUGGAAACAGAGGCAGAGCCAGAGGAGUGAGAGUAAGAGGAGGAGGACGGGGAGGACAAGGACAAGGAUGAGGACGAGGAAGGCCAAGGACCGUAAUCUCUGAUGAGAUCCGAGCCACUUUGGUUGAUCAUGUGGUCAACCAUGGUCUAACAAUGAGGGAGGCUGCGCAAAGAGUACAGCCAAAUUUGAGCAGGUACACUGUAGCAUCCAUCAUCCAGACAUUCCGAAAUGAGAAUAGAACUGAAAGAUUACCAACACAAGGUGGUCGGGAACGUGUUCUGUCUCCUGAACAGGAAACUGAAAUCAUGAACAUGGUCCUAGAAAAUAACGGCAUAACAUUACGGCAAAUACCAAGAAAAAUAAUUGAAAACAAUGAGAUAUUUCAAAAUAUUGAUAGGGUAAGCUUAUCAACACUGGACCGUGUCUUGCGCAGAAAUAAUCUCAGGAUGAAGCACGUCUACAGGGUGCCAUUUGAACGCAAUUCAGAAAGAGUCAAAGAAUUGCGAUAUAACUAUGUGCAAAGAGUCCUUGAGCUAGAGGUGGCUGCAGUGGAGCACCAGUUCAUCUUCAUUGAUGAGGUUGGAUUCAACCUCACAAAAAGACAAAAGAGGGGAAGGAAUAUCAUCGGCCAGCGUGCCAUUGUUCAAGUCCCUGGCCAGCGCGGAGGGAACAUCAUGUGUGCAGCGAUUACCCACCACGGCGUCAUCCAUCACCAUGCUACCCUUGGCCCCUACAACACCGCCCAUCUGAUCACAUUCCUGGACACCCUACACAACACACUCAUUCCACCAGAUCAGGUAGAUGGCCCAGAGCAGCUCAGGUACGUUGUCAUUUGGGACAACGUAAGUUUCCACAGGGCUGCUCUGGUUCGUAACUGGUUCACUGCACACCCACGCUUUUUAGUAGUUUAUCUCCCUCCAUAUUCUCCAGUCCUCAAUCCUAUUGAGGAAUUUUUUUCUGCCUGGAGAUGGAAAGUGUAUGACCGAAAUCCACAAACGCAUAUACCUCUUCUCCAAGCUAUGGAAGACGCAUGUGGAGAUAUAGCAGCUGAUGCUUUUCAUGGCUGGAAUCGCCAUGCUAGGCGAUAUUUCCCCCGCUGCUGCUUGGCCAGGGAAAACAUUGCUUGUGAUGUGGAUGAGGUGCUGUGACCAGACCGCAACAGAAGAGAGGAUGCAGCACAGCACAGUUUUUUAUUUUAUUUUUGUAUUUUUUUGUAUGUAGACCACUGUAUGUGCAACUUUGUGUUGGUUGGGAAUGGGAUGUACACUGUGUACAUUG
Salmo salar (Atlantic salmon) is the source of this 1279-nucleotide messenger RNA. The record is from RefSeq and is a predicted model, not a curated record. NCBI's taxonomy places the organism in Eukaryota, Metazoa, Chordata, Actinopteri, Salmoniformes, Salmonidae.